This is a messenger RNA of Eurytemora carolleeae, 2588 nucleotides long. RefSeq lists its product as uncharacterized. Lineage: Eukaryota; Metazoa; Arthropoda; Copepoda; Calanoida; Temoridae. The record is from RefSeq and is a predicted model, not a curated record. The coding region runs from base 12 to 1166 and encodes 384 amino acids. The transcript has 11 exons.
AUGAGACCUCCAUGAGCCCUGUAAAAGACAAAGUGCCCGGAAAUCAACCAAAUAUAAAAAGCUCCGAGAAGCCUCCUACAGUUUCUAGAUCAUCGAUAGGGUACAGUCAUGAGCCUUAUUCUAGGCUAGAGAAUUCUAGGGAACUGUUGUUGUCCCAAGGAUCCUUGAAUACCUUGGAUGUACAGGGCAGAAACCAUCUAGACUCAUCCAGAAACUAUUCAUCCCAACCUGAUUCAUCCACCAGACCAUUUUCAUCCCAACCUGAUUCAACCACCAGACCAUUUUCAUUCCAACCUGAUUCAUCCACUAGACCCUUUACCUCCCAGCCCGAGUCAUCCAAUCGGCCUUUCUCAUCCAAACCGGAGGCAUCCAACCGGCCCUUUUCAUCCCAACCGGAGGCAUCCAACCGUUCCUUCUCCUCCCAUUCGUCUGAUCCUCUGCGAACCUAUUCAAGCUACGGUCCUGAACCCAACCAUAGAACUCAGUAUUCACACAAUUCCUAUUCACAGGAUUUAGAUAACAGAGAAAAUAGAGGAGUAGAUUUUCAGGAUUAUACUCCCCGCUGUAGCCGUCACGCUGCUGCCCUCAGACUUACAGAUACAAAAAUACAGGAACUAGGGUCUAGAGAGGAUACAGUCGAGGUGCCAAUGGUGAACCUAAAUCAUUUCAACUCAAUGCCGACACUUAGAUCCUUUACUGAUUCCUUGGAUAAAGUUCCUCCUCCCUAUCCUCCUCCACCCCCUGUUCACUACAGGAGCAAUGGAAAACUAGGCAAUAAUGAUGCGCAGUGUAGUACGACAGGCCUGUACGGGAUGAGCGGUUUCGCAAACUCUUUCACAAACAUCCAUAAUACCAGAUGUAACAGCAGGGUUGAUUCUAAUCCACAUUGUUGCUCCUAUAAUAAUAGUAGUUAUGGAGGUUUUGCAAACAAAUCACAAUAUUUGAGACAAACACAAGAAGAACUUGAAAUGCACACAUGUCAGGAAAGAUUUGGAGAGAGGGCAUCAGAUGAACAAUAUUCCAGUAAUCCAACCUCACCAUCCAUUUACCAAACCAAACAUAGACACCAUAGAACCAGCCAUAGGAAACUUAGUGUCAGUUCCAUAGACUUAGAGAAGAAUGUGAGCGCGUUAUUUCAUAGAGACACUCUAAUAGCUCGGCUAUAAUAGCUCCAAUAUGGUUCUCUUGUUCAUCUCAAAUCGGGCUCGUAUUCUAGUUUAAGAUUGCUCGAAGGAUUUCUUUGUGAAAAAAGUGCAAAGUUAAGAUUGUGUACAGUACAGUGCACAGUACACUGUACACUGUACAGUACAGUGCACAGUACACUGUUCACUGUACAUUUUUAUAGAACAUUGAAGAAAACAGAUUAAAAACAAUAAAAAAGUUUUUCCAUUGUUAUCCUGAAUUAUCAUACGGUUCAUAAUCAGUGGAUAUAAUUAGGGGGGAAAUUUUGUUAUAAAAAACCGGAAAUCAGGAGAAUUUGUGUUCAAAAACCGGAUAUUAGGAAAACUUGUGUUCAAAAACCGGAUAUCAGGAAAAUUGUGUUCAAAAACCGGAUAUCAGGAAAAUUUGUGUUCAAAAAUCGGAUAUCAGGAAAAUUGUGUUCAAAAACCGGAUAUCAGGAAAAUUGUGUUCAAAAACCGGAUAUCAGGAAAAUUGUGUUCAAAAACCGGAUAUCAGGAAAAUUGUGUUCAAAAACCGGAUAUCAGGAAAAUUGUGUUCAAAAACCGGAUAUCAGGAAAAUUUGUGUUCAAAAACCGGAUAUCAGGACAAUUUGUGAUCAGAAGGCGGAUACUAGAAAAUUUUAUGUUCCACCAAGCGGAUAUCAGAAUUAAAAGUUUAUGUUCAAAAAGCGGAUUUCGGAUAAAAAAGGCAAAUUGCAGAUGAAAAAAAUUAAAUUACUGGAAAAAAGGAAAGAAAACAGACAAAUGAAAAAGAGCAUAGAAGAGGUUAAAAUCUAUGAAAAUGGAAAGAAAAUGAAAAAUGAAAUGUACAAGAUGUAAAAAUACAGAAAAUAGGAAAACAGUGAAAAAGUUUAUUAAACUAACAAUAUCUGAAGAUAUACAACAUUUAUUAUAAAUGAUUGUAUACAAUUGCUGUGUUGUGUAUUCAAUAAUUUAAAAUGUACGGAGACGGCUUAUAGUACUAAAUGUACAAUAAAAUGAUAAGAUGUACACAGUGUGCAACUAACAACAUGUCAAGAUGUAUAAUCUACAUAUAAAGUGAAAUGCGAAAGUUAGAAAAGAUACACGUAUACAGUACAACAAGAAACUUCAGAAUUCAAUUGGCCAGUGAGAGUUUAUGAUAUUCAAUGUAUGUAUUGAAAUUUUCAUUGUUAAGAGAACAAAAGAUGUACGCUGUAAAUUUGAUUUGAGUUUUAUUUACAAAUAAUAGACAAACUAUGUACUAGGUUUUCCAAAUCUUAUCAUUUCUUUGAUUUUCAGUUUUUUACAAGAUAAUAAGAUAUGCAAAAUAGUCAAUUUAGUAGUUUUCAAUUGUACUGUUAACUUAAAAGAUUUGAUAAUUCCUUCAACGUUUAUUAGAUGUUUACAAAAUGUUCAUUUAAAAAAAAUAAUUCAUUAUGCAAAGGA